Messenger RNA from Thalassophryne amazonica, 4448 nucleotides. Its product is annotated as zinc finger protein 518A. The coding region runs from base 94 to 3006 and encodes 970 amino acids. NCBI's taxonomy places the organism in Eukaryota, Metazoa, Chordata, Actinopteri, Batrachoidiformes, Batrachoididae. The transcript has 3 exons. The record is from RefSeq and is a predicted model, not a curated record.
GGAGCUCAGCCUGUAAUCCCCGGAUGAGACCAUCAUGGCUGCCGUUCGCUGAGCUGUCAAGCUCUCCACAAAAGAAAAGAAACCUGAAAACCCAUGGACUCGAUGGAUAUUUGUGCAGCUACCUCCAUGGGAGAUAACUGGUGUGGCAAGAAGAAGAAGAAUAGGGACUGGCACAAGCGGCCCCUCCUCAGGAAGAGCACUGCUCAGCCCCCAACUAUGCAAAGCAAAGAUAAGCGUGGACCAAAGAUAGCAGAAGAGAGGGCACAAAAUGCAUUGAGGCCUUCAUCAAAGAAGUCUCCCCAUGAAGCCCAACACAGUCCAUACAGGACAAAUGACAGUGGAAAUACACUCAGGUUCACAUGUUCUCAGUGCAAGGAUAACUUGGAAUUUGUUCCCAAAGACUUACUCAGGCACUUUGAGGAAAAUCACAGUGGAAGUCUACCUAAUUUUCCUUGCCAUUUGUGUACUUUUAGUACGCAUGAGUUUUCCUAUCUUCAGGUUCAUGUGUUAAGCCACAAAGACAGUCUUUCUAAUUGCAGCAUUUGUAAUGAUCACGUUCAGCGCACAUGGUCUGACUUCAUCACACACCUGACUGUGAGUCACUGCCAAAAUGGCAAAUAUUCAUGUAAUUUGUGUUCAAAAUUCUCCACGUGUGACGUGAAAGUAUUUUUAGAGCACAUUCAUACACAUAACGUGGGUGUGGAAGGUGCUAAUGAUCUGCUGUUUAGCACGAAAGACUUUGAGGAUCAUUUGGUGCCCAAAACAGCCGCUUACAGCUUUUCUUGUCAGCACUGUGGCUAUGAGGCAACUCAUAAAUGGUUGAUUACAAAGCACAUCAACACUGUGCACGUUAGCUGUCAUGGUAACAAGAAAAAUAAGAUGCAUUCCAUAACAAUCAAACCAGACAACUCAAUUCCCCAAAUUAGGCCUCGAUUAACAAGAAGUGCGGUUAGAGAAUGCUGGCUGACACAAGACUGCCUUUCUCUCCCUGGGAGAGAAUUUUUGGAUAAAUACUGCCAUCUGUCUGAUAGACAAACGACACUAGAAGAAACUCAGCAGUUUUUAAUGAAGUCUGUAACCGGGCAAGCAGGUGACCGGAAAUGGACCAAGGCUCUUCAGAGUGUUCUGUCAAAUGUGCCUCAAGACAUUAACAUACAUUCAAAGGCAGAGAAUGGCAUUACAACCGACUCUGGAUUUUCAGACAGCAGCAAGGAUCUUGCUGUCCUUACUGUAAAGAACAAGAUAACUGUAGCACAGAAUGGCACUGCCUAUGCCAAAAGGUUCAAAAGGAUGGCAUCUGAAGAAAAAGAAACCUUUUCUCCUGAAAGUACUGUUGCUGUUGCUCAUUGCGGGUUUGACCAAAAUGGCUGUCAGUCAAGUUUGACAGAGCAAACACAGGGCUCGCAGUUUCAAACUAAACUAAAUGAUCAGCCAUCAGAGUGCACUCAAAUGCAGGAAAACCGAGAGAAUCGGGAAUUAAAGUGUGAAAAGGUCAUUGAGGAGCACAGUCAGAAAUAUGAAGCACCUAAAAACAUACAUUCCCAUGAUGAUGCUGUUAAUAUCUCCAGUGAGCUGAAGUUGACAAAUCAGACAGAAAAUCAGAAUGUGGUUAAUAAAGUUCAACCCAAACAUAAGAGAAAAAAUCUAAGAUGGAAAAGGAAGAAGAGAUCCAAAACGAUGGCUAAAGGAUCAUCAGGGUUGAGUUUGAAGCUCGUGUUGAAGAAGAAUCCUGUCAAGGAGAAGCAGUGGGUGUCACAAAGUCCUGUUCUGCCAGAUGACCACCAUGAUCUGCCAAACUCUCAAACAAUGUUAGAAGAGACUGCACAGGCCCUCAGUUGUGCGAUGACGUCAGAAGUAUACAGGAAGAUGUGGUCCAAAGAUUCUAAGACCUACAAACAUAGCCCUUCCAAAGCUAUGACUUCAGCAAUGCAAUCUAAGCUGGAGGCAGGAUGUGGGCUCAUGUGUGCUACAAAGACGGAAAAGUAUAAAAAUAUUGAUGAGGAGAAGCCUGCCCUACUUGAACGAUUGCCAUCAACACAUCCAGAAAUGUACAGUGACACAGAGCUUUCACCUCUGCUCAUUGGACGGGAGACUGAUGGGAAUAGCUCAACGGGCAAGAGAAUUCGGAUAAAUUUGAAGCGCGAAUCGGAGGCUGCAGCAGAGUUGUGCCCUGAGAAUAUGCAGCUUCCAGCCUCAAAUGGUGAUGCAGACUGUCAUAUGUCAGCUGAGAAAGCUUCAGCUGCUGAUGGGGUGUCUUCUCAAAGCAACAAUGCCAAGUGUUCCCCCCUUUCCCAACCUGUUACUACAACACAAGAUGACACAUGCUCUGAAGAUUCGAGCCUUACUCUUUCUUUAGAGAUGAAAAACCAGAGUGUUGAAGAGUCGCAGGAGAGGGAAGUACCUGUUGAUGCCUGUCCAGGUCUCCUUGGCAACACUCACUCACCAUCUGGGAGACCCAUUCAGCAAGAGACUUCACCAGCAUCUGCGGAUCACUGGCAGCCAGUCCCCAAACAUGUGGAGAGGACCCUGAAGUUAAUAGCCAUAAAUCCCUCUCAGUUGAUUAAACGUCCGUCAAGAGACCAGCCAGUUGUGGUGCUGAACCACCCAGAUGCAGACAUCCCUGAGGUCACCAAGAUCAUGGAGGUUGUUAACAGGUACAGAGAAGAUGUGCAGAAGGUUGUGCUGUCUGACAGAACACUGAGUGCUCUCUCAGCCCUGGAGGGAGAGGUCUCUGGGAAGAGUGGUGCGACAAGUGACCAAACGGAAUCUUUUGGGAGCACACUUGUCAAAAACUCUGUGCAAGAGCGGUUCAUCUUGAAAUUAAAACUUCGAAGGUUGAGCAGGAAAAAGUACGAAGUAAUUGAUGGCAUCUACCCAUGCAGAGAUGUCGUGAUGAAGUUCCGAUGCUGGUUUUGCGGAAGGGUCUUUGAAAAUCAGGAAAUGUGGAUGGUCCACCGGCAGCGACAUCUGAUGGAAUGGAAAAGGCCAAACUAUGAAAACUCUUAAAUGUCACACACUGGAAAACAAAGUGGUCUGGAAGAGCACUUUGCAGGAUAACAAAACAAUUUAAAGGUGAUCAUCUCCUCACUAAAAAUGUCUUAAUAAAAAAUGGCUAACUUUGAGGAGAUUGAAAUCUUUGUCUUGCUUCCUGGAGGGUUCUCAUACUCAGGGUGAUUUAAAGAUUUAUCUUUGUUUCUCUCCCAGUCUGAGUAGCUGGAUAUGAACAUUUUGUAGAUUAUUUCUAAAGCCACUAGAAUGUGGAAUAGAUGAUUUAGUUCUUUCUAUGAUUUGUAUUUUGUCUAGGCAAUAGCUUUAUUUAAGGUGAAUUAAGUACACUGUCACAUGGAAUCUUUUCUAAAACACUGUAACAUGUAUAUUUGCCAUACCAUCAGAUUUAUGUACGGGUAGGCUAGAGUGUGGUAGCGCUCAUAUAACGGGACGCGUAGACCCACAUGCUACGCAGAUAUACCAAAACUGUGUGUUUAAAACAAAAAGGAUAAGCUGUUUUACUGUUUAUUUAUGACUUGCAUUUAGCCUGGAUAUGAUUUGUUUAUGACUGGCCAUUGGAAGAAUCAAUUAUGUAAAAUUCUUGGUGUCAGCAAAUGAUAUUGAGAUAUAGUAUUCUUACUAUGGAGUGCAUUCAGUGAGAGCGGAUGGCUCUUGGAACACAACUUUAAUUUUAAAAAAGGAAACCUGUGGUAUAUGAUGUCAAUAAGAAUACAGAAAAUCUUUAUUUGGAAAUCUGGAUUUUUAAAUAUAAUGAAGCCUAGAUAUUUCUUCCCUUGAUGAAUCUCCUGUCUUUUAACUUGAAAUGGUAUUUUUUUUAAAAUUGCACUAUGAAAAGAGGAUUUAUAUUUCCCGUUACCUCACCUUUUCAGGCUUAAGCCUGUGACAAUCUCAGCUGGUGUCCUACUGUUGCUCAACAACAUCUCACAGAGCCGCGGUGACUCUGUGUUCCCCACCAUGGGGUCGUCAUUUGUGUGUCAGUCCUGGACUAUUGGACAGAUGUCCCCAAAACUGUGCAUGUACCCCUGCUUGUGGAUUGCACACAUCAGUGUCAUUAAUUCUGUGUAUAUAUUAUCUCUACAUUUUCAAUAAAAAAGAUUUAGAAAUGUAUAUAGUCCAACUAAAGGUACUUUAAAUUAUCACCCGUGAGGUUUGUUCACCAAGUGCCUACAGUGAUAUUUGUUAUGCAACAAAGCUGCAUGAGUAUGACAGCAUUACAUUUUGGACAGACAAUAAAUGAAAGCUCGUGGUAGCAUUCUGUGCAAACUGAAAAUGAGGGUUGAGUCACGAAACUUGAGACAAGUUUUAUUACAACGUACUCUACAUCCUUGCAUGGUUUUGACUCCCCACAGUACUCAAACUACAACAUUCCUUGCAUUAGAUUUGAUACAUUGUUUGUUGACUGAAUAUUUUAAAAAUGAAUAAAAUGAGUUAAGAACUGA